GUAUGUAUAAGCAUGAAGAGAAGUCAAGCAACAAGACAAACACUUCAGAUGUCAACCAAACCACAAUGAAAGAUAUUGAUCUCUUAUCUAACUAAAUGAAAGAUGCAAAUGGGAAGAGGAAAAGAACCCCUCAUAAAGAUGAGAAGGACACACGGGUGACACCCAAGAAAACCAAGAGAAGUUUACAGAGGAAUGUUAAAGAGAAACCUGCUAAAGACCCUGAAUUUGAGCCCACCCAAUCAUCAGUAAAAUUCUCAGACAUUGGAGGCUGUGAUGACACUGUGGAACAAGUUUGUAAACUGCUGGUUCACAUGAAGCACCCUGAAGUGUUCCGCACACUUGGGGUGACCCCACCUAGAGGUUUCCUCCUUCAUGGUCCCCCCGGGUGUGGCAAGACCUUACUAGCUCAUGCUAUUGCUGGGGAGUUGGAAAUGCCUUUCAUCAAACUGGCAGCUACAGAAAUUGUGUCAGGAGUGUCUGGUGAAUCAGAAGGGAAAGUCAGAGAGUUAUUUUCACGUGCUGUGGCCCAUUCUCCAUGUGUGUUGUUCCUGGAUGAAAUAGAUUCUAUCACACCCAAAAGAGAAACAGCUUCUAAAGACAUGGAACGAAGAAUUGUUUCACAGCUUUUGACUUGCAUGGAUGACCUGAACAGCAACUCAGAUGCUCAAGUAAUGGUUAUAGGAGCAACUAAUAGGCCUGACUCCCUUGAUCCGGCCCUGCGUCGUGCUGGCCGGUUUGAUCGGGAAAUCUCCAUGGGUAUUCCUGAUGAAAAGGCAAGAGAGAGGAUUUUGAGAGUUCUUUGCCAGAAAUUGAGGCUAGAAGACAAUUUCUGUUUUUCUGUGCUGGCUCGUCUUACUCCAGGAUUUGUUGGAGCAGAUCUCAUGUCCCUCACGAGAGAAGCAGCCUUAAUAGCAGUUAACAGAAUAUUUCAAGAACUUGAAAGGAAUGCUGCAAACAAGUGUGAAACAAAUGAGACGAUGGACACAACUGAGGAACAGAAAGAGUCUCACGGGGAAAACGAGACAAAGGAAUCGUCUGAUACUGUUCCUAGAUCAUUCAGUGUGACUGAGUGGCUUAAAGAGGAAUCACCGCUGACAGAGAAUGAGCUAAAGAAGCUUUGUAUUAACAUGAACGAUUUCAAGGCAGCCUUGUCACAAGUCCAACCAUCAGCGAAAAGGGAAGGGUUUGCUACUAUACCCGGUGUGACAUGGGAAGAUGUCGGAGCACUCAAAGAUGUCAGACAAGAACUUACCAUGGCUAUUCUGGCUCCAGUGAAAUACCCAGGAGAAUUCCAAGCGCUCGGCCUCACUCACCCUCCAGGGAUCCUACUGGCUGGACCACCAGGUUGUGGGAAAACUCUUCUAGCAAAGGCCAUAGCAAAUGAAUCUGGCAUCAAUUUUAUCUCUGUCAAAGGACCAGAACUUCUUAACAUGUAUGUUGGUGAAAGUGAGCGAGCGGUUAGACAAGUGUUCCAAAGAGCUAGGAAUUCUUCACCAUGCGUAAUCUUCUUCGACGAACUCGAUGCACUUUGCCCCAGGAGAUCCGACAGUGCAGAGUCGAGUGUAAACGUACGGGUCGUCAAUCAGCUGCUGACUGAGAUGGAUGGUCUGGAGGCCAGGAAACAAGUAUUUAUCAUGGGGGCUACAAACCGACCAGAUAUCAUCGAUCCUGCUGUGUUGAGACCGGGACGACUCGAUAAAGUUCUAUAUGUUGGUCUACCGAACAUAGACGAUAGAGAAGACAUACUCAGAACACUCACUAAAGAUGGCAAGAAACCAUUGCUUCUUCCCGAUGUUAGUAUCCGAGAUCUUGCACAGGAUGAAAGAUGUGAAGGCCUUUCGGGAGCUGAUCUAGCAGCAUUGGUGCGCGAAGCUUGUAUGGUGGCUCUACGAGAACGAAUCCACGUGCACUCCACCAGUCACGAGUCUAUUGAGGAUCAAUCUUCCCCGGAACAAAGCCCUGUAGGGGUGGGUAAGGAGCAUUUUUUGGCGGCCUUUCAGAAAGUGAAGCCUUCAGUGAGCAAGAAGGAUCAGGCUUUGUACGCAAAAAUGAAGACAUUGUCACCCACUUGACAACUGGUCUUGACAACUGGUCUUGACAACUGGUCUUGACAACUGGUCUUGACAACUUGUCUUGACAACUGGUCUAAAAGCACCGAUAAGAAGACGAAGGGUCAGACUUUGAGAUAACCAAUAAUUUAAUAUGAUAUAAUGCUCAAUAGUGUAUUAAAAGUUACUUAAGAUUGAUAAAGAUUACUCGAAAACUUCUCAGGUGUGAAGCCACUUUUAUGCCAGCAAGUUUCCCUUUGGAUGUUUUUCCCUUUUAAAUUUUAGAGAAAAGAAUUUGAUUUGACUUUUUCCAAAGUCGCCUCGUCUUAAAACUGACAUAACUUUUUUCGAACAAGGACAUUUUUCGCAGAAAUAUUUGCCGUGUUUUUCUUUACCAGUGUACUUGAAAAGGCCUACAUGCCAAGGUAGAGGUCGCUUGAAUUUGUCAAAUAGAUUCCUUAGGUGCGUUCCAUAAGUUGCCCUCACCAGUCGUCUGAGGUAAAAGUUAAGCGUAGCUCCAUCUUUCUGUACACACACCAAAUUGCCCACUUAUACUCUAAUUACCCUGAAAUAAUCAUAAAUCGUUUGUGACUAAUCUUAAUAAACACAAACAAAACAUCAAGAGCGGGCAUCUCGUUUAUUGAUGCAGAAUACAGCGAGCGUUAUAUCACCUUAAAGAAAAUACAACAGUGUAUAGACAAUAAAGGAAAUUUAAAAGAGA
Messenger RNA from Stylophora pistillata, 2769 nucleotides. Its product is annotated as nuclear valosin-containing protein-like. Gene Ontology annotation, biological process: ribosome biogenesis. The record is from RefSeq and is a predicted model, not a curated record. NCBI's taxonomy places the organism in Eukaryota, Metazoa, Cnidaria, Anthozoa, Scleractinia, Pocilloporidae. Gene Ontology annotation, molecular function: ATP hydrolysis activity; ATP binding; preribosome binding. Gene Ontology annotation, cellular component: nucleus.